Closterium sp. NIES-65 is the source of this 3537-nucleotide messenger RNA. The record is from the annotation of a GenBank genome assembly. Lineage: Eukaryota; Viridiplantae; Streptophyta; Zygnematophyceae; Desmidiales; Closteriaceae.
AUGAGGCGACCAUUGGUGUUAAAGAGUCAGUCAAUACUGCGUAUCCACUCGCAGCUGUCAUUCGAAAACCAAUCAUCGCCAUUUCUUAGGAAUCUUUUAGUCCGAGCUCUUUCUGCUUCCGCUAGUUCCGCUUCCGCAACACCUGUGAACGAAUCCACCUGCGCGGAAGGAUCGGCACUUGCGGAAGGAUCACCCCGCGCGGAAGGAUCACCGCAGGCGGAAGCACCAGCUCGCGCGGAAGGAUCACCGUGCGCGGAAGGCGCAGCAUGGAACUGGAUAUCGCGGCCAGCCGCGCGGGAGGUGGUGCGAAGAGCAGUGGCGGGGGGCGGGGGAGUGGCGGAGGGGGAGAUCGGGUGGGGGAAGCUGCUGGGGGGGCCCGCGCUGGAGGUGGGCGUGCGGGUAUCCGGGAAGGGGCUUCCGCGAAGGAUCGUGGUGGUGCACGGGCCGAGAGGCGUGGGGAAGCGAAGCCUGCUGGAAGCCCCAAACCUCAGUACAGCCCCACCCCUCGAUACAGUCACACCCCCUCCUCAACCGCAGCUAUCUUCUCUUCGCCUGGACAUCGAGUCAGCUCUAGAAACCCUCGUGCUGUGUGCUAUUAGAGAGAGGCGCCUACAGUCACACGACCUGCUGCAGGCUUUGCAGCGGCGUGUGCAUGUGGUAACCGCACUAGAGACGCUUCUUUCAGGGGGGAUUGGGGGAUCUGGGGGGAGGAAUGGGGAGGAAAGGGGGAGGUGUGAGGGAAGGCAGGUGGAGGAGCUUUGGGAGGAGUCGUUGCAAUUGGUGCAGGGGAGGUUGCAGGGGCAACAGGCGCAGGAGGAACAGCAGCUGGCGCAGGAGAAGCAGCAGCAGGCGCAUUUACAAUCUGUGAGAGGAACCCUUUCAGGUGAGAGGAACCCUUUCAGCUAUUACUCUGAUCAGCUGUCUGCUGAUUUUGGCACGCAGGCUCUUUUCCACCCACACGAGCUCUUUGGUUGGCUUCCGGAGGAAGCUUCCGUGCACCUGGUUCCGUCCACCUUCACCCCACUCCAGUGGAGGGUGGUGGAAGCUGCGAUUGGCUCCAACCCGCGCCACCUGGCGGAGUUUCAUUCGCUGUGGGCUGGCUGGCGGGAAGAGGAGGACGAGUUUGAGCGCGUGGAUAGCUGCAUUGACCAUUACCUGGCCUACCUGCAUGCGACGGAGGUUGAACCAGCCAUGCAAGCAGCACUCACACACCUCGAGAGGUUCGGAGAGCAGCUAGCUUCGGGAGAACAGCCUCGGUGGGCGGCUAGGUUUGGCAGCCCCUGGGGCAAUGCGCCAGGAACGUGGGGCAGGCGGUGGGUGGAAUGGAGGGAGGGGAGAAGAGGAAGAGAUAGAGUGAAAUGGAUACCAGAGUUUGGUUAUGGGAUCAAUAAAGGGGAUGUGCAUGGGAGGCAGGAAGCAUUACAAAGAGACACGCAGGGAGAGAAGGAAUCAAGGUUUACCAAGGAGGGUGAAGUGCCAGAAGAGGUUUCUGCGAGGAGUGGGAAAGAGGAGGAGGAAGAGGAGGAGGGAUGGAUGGAGGAGGAGGAGAAAGGGGAGUAUCGACGGCAGCUGAGGGAGUGGGCGCGGUUUCAGAUGAUGGAUUUCGUUUAUGCACUGGCAACUGCCGAGUUCGGGGUGAAUUAUGGCAAAGACUCAGGGGAAGAAUUUAUGGAGGAUCCAGCAGCUGCUGCGCUUCUCAAGGUGGAGCUGGUUCGGCUGAGGGAAGCCAACGUGCGACUUGAAGCGGAGGUGUCUCGCCUUCGAGACAAGUCGGACCGUCUGGAGGGGGAGAGGCGGCGGCUGUCAGCGCGGCUGGCGGCGGUUCACACGGCAAUGCAGCAGCUGGAGAGGGAAGCUGCUAUUCGGAGCCGGACGCGGGCAGAGGCCACUAUGGGAGCCCAGCAGAAGGUACUAUGCGGGCGAAACCCGAGGUGUCUUGUUCACACGGCGAUGCAGCAGCUGGAGAGGGAGGAGGCUAUUCGGAACCGGACGCGGGCAGAGGCCACCAUGGGAGUUCAGCAGAAGGGAUGGAACCAGCGGUUCAGCGGUGAUCCCAGUGCCAUGGAGCGAGUGCCAGAGACAGCAGAGGACGCCAGGGGGUGGAACCGGUGGUUCAGUGGGGAUCCCAGUGCCAUGGAGCGAGUGUUAGAAACAGCAGAGGACGCCAGGGUGGAGAGGGCGGCUGCUGCUGCCACUGUGGAGAAACUCGUGGAGGAAAACGCUCGCCUGGUGCAACAGAUGAACGAGCAGAAGCUGCUGAUAGCGAAUCUGGUUACCACCAUGCGGACCACCACCAUCCCAGGAACCCCUGCUGGGGUCCCAGCCAGCUCUCAGGGCAUGCAUGCUGGCCUCUCUCCUAUGCUUACUCAGCCUCUGCCAGCUCAUGCCACGUCAGCAGCAGGAAGAACAACGGCAGCAGCAGCAGCAGUAGUGGAGGAUAACUCCCCCUCUUCCUCCUCUGCACACUCCCAGCUGUCCUUCCCCACCUCCUCUCUCUCCACCCCCCCUGCUUCUUCUCAUGAGCUUCCUUUCACAGGAAGAUCAGCAGCAGCUGCAUUGGCAGCACUGCCAGUUCGUGCCACGUCAGCAUCUGAGUACACCCUCACAGCUGACGUGGCAGGGUUGGGUUCAGUGGAUCAAGCAGCAUUGGCAGGGGGUGUGGGUGGUACCCAGGGAAGGGUCCCAGCUGCUCAAAUGAGCCAGAAUGUUCAGGACGAGUCCUCCAGGUCUCCAUCCCCGCGCCCAACCGCUCUGCACCCUUCUGCACCGUUUCCGGCUGCAACGAAUGGUGGUUCUUACACUGCCACAGAGCAAGCAUUCCCGGUUGCCAGAGAUGGUGGUUUCCAAACUGCCACUGGUACAGCAUCCGGUGCUGCCAGGGAGGAUUCUAGGGACAGUCACGGUACCUUUCUCACAGCAAAUGGCCCCUCUGCUUUCCUGCAAUCCGCACACUCGUCCUCCUCGUCCCUUGCUGCAGAUGCCUCCUUACUCCUGCCUGUAGUGCGCAGUGCUCCUCCUCCCUCUGCGGCUCUGUGUGCGCAGCAGCCUACCCCUACUCUGUCUGAAUCAUCCAGCCGGUAUCCUGCCAUCUGGCCCGUGACUUACAGUGAGAGGGAAUUGGAAGGAGCAGGAGGGGGAGGAGGAGGAGGGGUGGAAGGAGGGGGUGGAGCAGUAGCUCUGACUGUAGGAAAUGGGACUGUAGGAGACGUGAGGGCACGAGGGAUGGUGGAUGAAGCUGGGUCUGUUGUGGCUGCUGGCAGUGGGGCUGGUGGUGUGGGCUUGGUUGGUGCUGGUGAAAUUGCGGUUAGGGGAGCAGGGGGUGUGGAGCGGAAUGAGGUGUCGCUUAUUGAUUCGCCGCUUGUCGGUGCGCCGUUUAGGCUGGCGUUUUUCCUGGUGAAGGUGGUGAGUAAGACAGGGAUUGUUCAGAGGCUGGCAGGCAGGCUGGUGGGGGGGAGAAAUAAGGACUUGGGGGCAGGUGGAGAGACACAGAAUGUCAAUGUGGACAGAGGAGUUGGGUCGUCUGUUGGCAUGCUUUAG